This is a messenger RNA of Trichoderma asperellum CBS 433.97, 1413 nucleotides long. RefSeq lists its product as uncharacterized. Gene Ontology annotation, molecular function: DNA binding; histone binding. Gene Ontology annotation, biological process: nucleosome assembly; transcription by RNA polymerase I. The record is from RefSeq and is a predicted model, not a curated record. Lineage: Eukaryota; Fungi; Ascomycota; Sordariomycetes; Hypocreales; Hypocreaceae. Gene Ontology annotation, cellular component: nucleolus.
CUUUCUUUCUGAACGCUUUUUCUCUUGAUGGUAGUAGUUUGUUAUAGAUACCCGUUUUAUUCCCUUCAUCUUCGCUGGCCAAAUAUCGCUAUAUUCGAUUAUCUUUCAUUUCCCCCUUUGAGGACAUCUCCUCCAUAACCGCACGGUACGCAUACAGAUCCGAAAGCGCCACUCGAAAGGCUUUUGCCUGUUGGUUUGAGGGGAGCGUGCUUCGCGCCGAUUCGCUUCCUCUGUGCUGGAUGAGCCGAGGAGCGACGUUAUCUAUGCAUCGCCGCGUGUAAUCGAUUUGGGAGGGCUACGUGAGAAAUUUAGCUGGAAUAAUCUCGAUUUUGAAGGACUAGAAGUCUCGCGAUAGACACGAUGCCGAUCGGAGAUCUUCUAGCCCAAAUCAGCGGCGGGAAGUCCUCGGACAACCCUGCGCCGGCCGUUCAACGACCGCAGAGCGCUUCUAUCAAACGAAAGGCCGAUGAUGAUCUUACAAGGAAUGACUCGAAGACACCGCGUCUAUUCGCACAGCCUGCAAAACUACCACAGCGACCCGCGGCCUCUACUCUGCCAAAACCGCUGCCGAUCCCUUCAAAGCCUAACAAUGUUGCGAAUCGACCGGCUAGGCCAGUAGUUGCCAGUAGGCCGCCAGCACCACCCCCCGUUGAUCCAAGCAAGCCUAAAGCUCCUCCGAAGAAGGGCUCGUAUGCGGAGAUUCUUGCUCGAGCCCAACGGGCACAAGCCGUCAUGGGCCAGGUUGGGAAAAUUCAGCAUAAAAAGGUGGAGGGGGGAGCUAUCAAGAAGGACAAAGAGAGGGGUGAUGUCAAGGCCGCACCUUUGGGUGCCCAAGGCAGGAAAGCCCCUACUGGCUACAAGGGAUCAUCGAAGCCGGGACAGCGCAACGGUACCAACGGGAAUGCAUCUUCAAAGACUGAUCGGAAUGGCGCUGCUUCUCGACAGCCUUCGAAGGUCGCGGCACCUUCUAGGAAGGCUUCUGUGCCAGAGCCAGAGAAGAAAGUUAAGAAGGCAGCGUUGGCGACUACCGGUUACACCGGAACGGCACGUCCCAAGCCGGGCGCUGCGCUGAAGAAGGGCAACGCCCCACGAGGCGGAGCCCUUCUCAAUGCCCCUCCUCCCCGAUCCAACUCAUCUAGACGAUCACGGUAUGAAGACGAUUAUGACGAGGACAUGGAUGACUUCAUCGAUUAUGAUGACGAAGAAGACGACGGUCAACGCUAUGAUUAUGCAUCGGAUGGAUCAUCUGACAUGGAAGCCGGCAUGGACGACAUCGACGAUGAGGAGCGAAUGGCAGAGCGAAUUGCUCGGCGUGAAGAUGAGCGAGAGCAGCAGCUCGAAAAGUCACUCAAAAUGGCAAAGGAGGAGAAAAAGCGCAAAGCUCUCGAAUCUCUGCGCGCAAAUCGACGCUGA